Molecule: messenger RNA, 1200 nt
Organism: Neurospora tetraspora
Lineage: Eukaryota; Fungi; Ascomycota; Sordariomycetes; Sordariales; Sordariaceae
Product: Lactonase, 7-bladed beta-propeller-domain-containing protein
Exons: 3
Coding region: 1-1200 (399 amino acids)
Molecular function (GO): protein binding; 6-phosphogluconolactonase activity
Source: RefSeq, a predicted model, not a curated record
AUGCUCUACAAGACUUUGGCUGCUGGCGUUAUCGCCUUUGGCUUGCCCACCUUCGCGUCGGCCACCUUGAUCUUUACUACCUCCAUGGGUACCUCUGUGACGAAUCCUGGAUUUCUUAGCACGAUCAAGUAUACGGACGGGAAGCUUGAGGUCAUCAACAAUCAGACCAGCGUCUGUGGCGUUAAUCCUUCAUGGUUGGAAUUUGCCGGCGACCACAUUUACUGCCUCGAUGAGGUUUGGGCCAGCGGCUCAAUUGGCUCCCUCUACAACUUUCAGGUCACCAGAGAUGGCACAAAUCUCACGCAGAUCAAGAAGCUGGAUACGCUGGGAGGCCCAGUGAGCACCGUCCGCUAUGGAAAGAGUCUCAAGGGACUGGCUAUUGCCGCCUAUGCGGGAGGAGGUUUUCAGUCAUUCGAUAUCUCGAAUCCCGCCGCCCCCAAGGCUAUCCAAAAUAGCACUUUUACAAUCUCACAGAAGCCUGGCUCCGGUGCCCAGCAAAAAACAUCACAUCCUCAUGAGGUCAUCCUGGACCCUACCGGCGACUUCAUUGCAGCGCCCGAUCUUGGCGCGGAUCUCAUCCGCAUUUUCAAGGUAGACAAGAAUACCUUGAAGUAUGUUGAAUCCAAACCGGUUCCGACACCCGAUCAAUCCGGCCCAAGGCAUGGUGCUUUCGUUAAGCUCGACUCCGGGACCUACUUCUACGUCGUGACCGAGCUCUCCAACCAGAUCAUUGGGUGGAAGGUUAAUUAUAAGACCGACACCCUUGACUUUGGUGAAAAGCUGUUUAUCAUUCCAACCCACGGCCCCAAUACUUCGGUUCCUCCAGGCACCGCUGCUUCAGAGCUCGUUAUCUCGCCCGACAGCAAGUUCUUGUUGGUAGCGUCACGCAACGAAACAACCUCAUUGAUGGACAUCCCCAACCCGGAGGACAAGGCGGCGGGACAGAUCAAGUCAGACCCCAUCAUCAACUACGCAAUCCAGUCAAACGGCACCAUCAGCUUUCAACAGGUUUUCGGUGCGGGUGGUAAAAACCCGCGCCAUUUCUCCCUCAGCAAAGACGGCUCACUCGUCUUGACCGCGUUGCAAGAUGACGGCCGUGUUGCCCUCAUCAAGCGUGACGUCCAAACUGGAAAGCUCACGGAGUUCAUUGGUGCUGUCCAUCUCGGUGGACUGCCCACAUCUGCCAAGUUCAAGGAGUAA